CACUAAUUAACUUAAUUAUCAUUUAAUACAUAAUUUUUGGUACCUCUAGUGUUGUGUACCUAUGGCUAGUGAACCUGCAAAGGUUGUUCCCCCAACCGAAGCUCCGGUGGUGGAGCCUGAAAAGGCGGCUCCACCACCUACAACUUGGCCCACUGACUACUUUGCGGUGGCUGAUGUGGUGUUAAGGUUGUUAGUGUUUGCUUCGGCGGUUGUGUCUGUGGUGGUCAUGUCAACUAGUAAGGAAACUAAAAUGCUCCCAAACCCUCGUCCUGCUAAGUUCACUCACUCACCGGCACUCAUCUAUUUUGUAGCAGCACUCUCUGUGGCUGGUUUCUUCAGCCUAAUUACUACACUAGGCUCAUUGUACUCCCUCAUCAAGCCUGGUUGCUGUGCAAAGAUCAUUUCCCACUUCAUUGUCAUUGAUGUACUUUUGCUAGGAAUAGUGGCAUCAGCAACAGGAGCAGCAGGAUCGGUGACUUACGUGGGACUAAAAGGCAACACUCAUGUGAGGUGGGGAAAGGUUUGCACACUGUAUGGAAAGUUUUGCAGAUACGUAGGAGCUUCUAUAGGAGUCUCAUUGUUCGCGAGUGUUAUGCUUGUGCUACUUGUUCUCCUCUCUGUAUACUCCCUUUCUAAGAAGAUCCCCAAGUGACAAGACAGAUGAAAAGUGAAUUCUUCAUGUAUAGCAGAACAACCCUUGGUAAAUGUCAGUAUGUGAAAGUGUGUGUGUAUGAGUUGUUCAAAUUUGGGUAAUGUUUGGCCAUUUUCUUGUGCAGCUGGUGAAAGUAGACAUUGUACCAGUUCUUGUAUAUGAAUUCAUUGAUGUACUUGUAUUGAUAUUAAACAGAAAAUUCUCUA
Messenger RNA from Solanum lycopersicum (tomato), 858 nucleotides. RefSeq names its product CASP-like protein 1. The record is from RefSeq and is a predicted model, not a curated record. Lineage: Eukaryota; Viridiplantae; Streptophyta; Magnoliopsida; Solanales; Solanaceae.